GGGACAGAAACGAUGGACACCAUGCAGGAUGCUUCACCCUGCGCCUCAGGCCAGUGGCUGGCGGCUCUCCUGCUCACUCUCUGCUGCUUGUUGCCCACUUGCCUCCCGGCAGCUCAGAGCGUGGAUUUCCCCUGGCCAGCUGUGGACAACAUCAUGGUGCGACAGGGAGACACGGCCAUCCUCAGGUGCUAUCUUGAAGAUGUUGCUUCAAAGGGAGCAUGGUUGAACCGGUCCAGCAUCAUCUUUGCAGGGAAUGACAAAUGGUCCGUGGACCCACGGGUGUCAAUCGCAUCAGGUGGUAAACAGGACUAUAGUCUUCAGAUUCAGAAAGUAGAAGUCACUGAUGAUGGCCCAUACACCUGCUCAGUCCAGACUCAACAUAAUCCCAAGACAUCGCAAAUGCAUUUGAUAGUACAAGUUCCUCCAAAAAUUAUUGACAUCUCUACUGGCUCUGUUGUGAAUGAAUUCAGCAAUGUCACUCUUUUUUGUCUAGCAAGUGGAAAACCAGAGCCCACCAUAACUUGGAAGCAUAUAUCACCAUCAGCGAAAGAUUUUGACAGUGAAGGCGAAUACCUUGAGAUUACUGGCAUUACUCGGGACCAGGCUGGAGACUAUGAAUGUCUCGCAAACAACGAUGUGUCUUCUCCAGAUACACAAACAGUCCACAUUACAGUCAAUUACCCUCCCGCAAUAAUGGAAAUCAAGAGUCCUGGGAUGGUAGUGGGUAAAGGAGGAUUGUUGCGAUGCGAGGCUUUAGCAGUUCCUGCAGCAGCGUUUGAAUGGUAUAAAGGAGACAAAAAGUUGGCCUCUGGCAGGCAAGGGAUUCAAAUCACGAACUUCAGUACCAGAUCUAUCCUCACUGUUACCAACAUUACAGAGGAUCACUAUGGCAACUAUACAUGCGUGGCUGUUAAUAAGCUAGGGACAAGUAGUGCCAGUCAUUUUCUACACAUGCCAAGCACAGAGCAUUAUUGGAUCACCGGCAGUGCUGAAGUUAUUUUAUCCUGGUGGUGCCUGGUGAUGGCAUUAUCCUGUCUGGUCAGCACAUACUAGCAGAAGGGGAAAUGUGCAAGCUGCAGUGAACAAAAAAAACCACAAAGAAGUUCAAGAAUCUCUUCCAAGUGCUGGGAAUACAAUCUGGUACAGUUCAUUAAUGGAAAAAUGUGAGAAUCAACCAGCAGUACAAACACAGGGAUGUGAAACUUUCCUAGGAUUAAUGAUUCUAUAAAUGUCUAAAUUAUAUUCUUUUCAGGUUAUCAUCAAGUUCUAACAUAGAACUCAUGCUCUAUCAUGCUUCGUAGGCUGUGGAAGUUACUUUGAAACAUAUAUUGUAAUAUCUUGCAUAUAAGCUGCAACGCUUCACAAACUAGGUUAACCCUACCAAGGUGCUGAAUACAUGCAAGAAAGAUAUGGCACUUGCAUGAGAUUUCAUCAUCUAUAAUAUGAUUUAAUCUUCAUCAUUGUACUGUAAGGUCACAGGGCAUUCAGUGAAAAUGGACCUCUUGCGUCUAGUUCUGAAAUUUUAACAGAUAUGUUAAAAAAAACCUGAAUCAAGGAAGCCUAUUUGUACAAUAGAACAGACUGACAACAAGAGAAGCAUCCACCUCAAAUAAUCAUUUGUCAAAAUAUUAGAAUGAAUACCACAGGGAUACCCUUUGACACACUAUAGUUUUCUUCUAAAAUCCCAUGCAGUUGUAGAAUAAGUUUACUGGAGAAAAUUAGAACGAGUAGGUCAGUCAUCUAUCACGCUGUUUUAUUUUUCCCUUUCACAACACUCCCACACAUACACUUGAAGUGACAUUUCAGAUUGGGGAUCUCAUUUACAGAAAUGGUAUUCACUUCAUUUUUUUGUAAUUAUUUUGUUCAAUAGGAUUUCAGUCCUGCCCUCUCCCAUUGUAUUGUUAGAAUAAAUGGGGGGAGAAAACGUGAAAAUACUGGAAAUGUGAAAUUACACAAUCAUUCUUUGGAAAUAAACAGUAUGUAAGGAGGUUAAGGCAGUUUAACAUUUUAGGUGGGAACCUCCACAAGAGCUUUCUUUUCUAAUGGAAAAUCCCACCCAAAACUUUCUAUUUGUUUUUCAGCUGGUGACAACCAUUGACUUUAUUUCAAUGUAGAAUAAAAUGGCAUAAAGGCAUGAUUAUUUUUUUCACUCUAUUCUGUAUUUGAUGGUUGGCCUGAUAGUCCUCCCAGUUUAGUAUGCGGAUAGGCUCAUCCAGGCUGGCUGCUUUUGUGGCUUUGCUACCUAUUGUGUAGACUGUCUCUUUAACAGUAUUUCCAUCUAUAAGCUGUGACUUGUAUGAAGCUGCAGCACAUAACUACAUUUGUUUAUAUAUGAAAGAUAACAAGAAAUUAUUGUGGUUAUUUUUAAAUUCUAGCUCACCCUGAGACCAGGAAAGUGUAAGAAUGGAAGCCUCCAAUUUACAAGUUACAAGAAUGCUACCAUACACUUUCUUGACCAGAUGGCUGUGCAGCUAGUUGCAACAAAACAAAAAGUCAAAUCUAGGUUUCAGUACUUCAAAAAACAAUCUGUGCCAAACCUUAUAGCCUUUACACAUGCAUAGCACAACUUCAAUCGUAAUGGUGUUCAAUUAGCAUCUUCAGCACAGAAGCACGCAACAUAUUUAAGAUAUUAAUUUACUCCAACAAAAUUUUUGCCUACAAAAAUCCUGGAAUAAGGAGAAAAGAAAAUCUAAUGUUGUUAUUAAAGAACAAAAAUAACUAGUAAUUAUACAAUUGUACAAGGUUUGUGAGAUCUGGGGUUUACAGCAGCGAGAACAGCAAAGUGAUGUUCAGUAAGGAAUACCUUUACAAAAAUUCUGCAAUUACAAGUUUGAUUUAUUAAAGUGAAACUGUCUUCA
This is a messenger RNA of Carcharodon carcharias (great white shark), 2858 nucleotides long. It is a transcript of the gene negr1, whose product is annotated as neuronal growth regulator 1. Gene Ontology annotation, cellular component: neuron projection. The transcript has 7 exons. The coding region runs from base 13 to 1053 and encodes 346 amino acids. NCBI's taxonomy places the organism in Eukaryota, Metazoa, Chordata, Chondrichthyes, Lamniformes, Lamnidae. The record is from RefSeq and is a predicted model, not a curated record.